UUUAUAAUUGUAUAAUUUGUACUUUAAAAUUUAUUUUUGUUAUUGCAUAUUCCACUAGAGUUUCAAAGAAACCUUAAUUUUUUUAGUUACUAUGCACUGUACUAAUCUUUAUUUGUCUCAACAAACUAAUGUAGAUUUAACAUACAUUUACCAUCUGCAAAAUCAAAGUUACCUACCUACCUAAAAGGACAAAAUUGAGGUUAAUAACAAAAUAAAAUAAUGGUACUUACUUUGACAGUGCCAGUUGACACUGACAAUUGAAAGAGUAGUCUAUGUGAAGGCUCCAGUACACACAGUGGCCGGUGGCGAUGAUAUGCCAUUCUUGGCAAUGUACUUACCACUGUAAGAUUAUGAUCACAAUGGCUAUUGGGUCAUUGCUACCUGGCUAACCCUUCCUCUUUCUUUCUUUCAUUCAUAUAACAAGUUAUAUAUUUUUUUACAGUAAAUCACCUGUGCAGUCGCCGCCGCCGCCGCCGCAGCUGCCCGGGUGAGUACAAAGUACCUUAACACUUCAUUUCUCACAUCCACAUGUUUGGACGACAAACAAUUUCACAAUCACGCAGCAAAUUGCUGGCUAACCACUUGCGAUAUAUGGUUUUACAGGGCCAUGCCACCGACGACGCCGCCGGUGGUGCCGCCGCCGGUGAUGCCGCCGCCGGUGGUGCCACCGCCGCCGGGUAGGGAGCCAGCAACGGCGCCGCCGGUGGUGCCGCCGCCGCCCCAGCCCCAACCGCACAGAUACCGGUAUUUUUCGGUGCCCGCACCGGCGCCGUACCCGGCCUGGCCUCUGCCGCCAUUUGCGGUGCCGCUGCCGGCGCCGUAUGCGCCGUGGCCGACGGAGGUGGCGCCGCCGUUCGCGGCUAGCUACCCGGGUCCGCCUGCGCCGCAGCCGGUACAUCCGCCGCAGCCGCCGCAGCCGGCAGCCGCACCUAUCCACAUUUGUUUUGUGGAGAGCCCUCGGUGGUGGCAGGGGCCGCCCUCGUCGCGUGGUCGGGGGCGCGGCGGGCGCCAUGGCCGCGGGAGCGGGAAAUUUAUUAAAGUAAACCCACCGAUUUUGAUUAUUUUGAUUAUAAAUAAAUAUUAUAAAUUAACCAUAGGCAUCCCGUAUGCUUGUUUUAUUGUUGAAGUAGACCAUAUACACCCAAUGUUUCAAUAUGUCACCAUCCGUUCUUCCUGCAAUGACCUCUAG
This is a messenger RNA of Plutella xylostella (diamondback moth), 1189 nucleotides long. Lineage: Eukaryota; Metazoa; Arthropoda; Insecta; Lepidoptera; Plutellidae. The record is from RefSeq and is a predicted model, not a curated record.